UAGCGCCGUCUCCAAUUCUCUUUUGCUUGUUCAUGUAGAUCGAUAACUUUAUUCGUUGAUAGGGGAGUUCAUGAGGGACGGUUGUUAUUUGCAUCGAGUUUGACUAACGCCCAACCUAAAACGCCCACCAAUCGAUGUACUUUGCGUGAUGUCAAGGAAUGAGUAUACACCAAUCUGAAUGAUGGCACUUUGUCUUUAUUAAAAUGGUACUUAAUAAAUAUCGAGCGUUGCACAACAACAGUCAACUGCAACAUGUUGAAGCGAAUAGUUGGGUAUUUUCCAGGGUCGCCUGAUGAGACCGUAAACUUUGAAUGGUGUUGUCGUCCGCUUUUAAUCGCCAUGAAUCUAUUUGGAAUUCCAUUGCGGAUGCACGAAGCAGACGAAUCGAUACUCGUCUGGAUUGGCAACAUCUUUGGAUGGUUUCUGUAUUUCAUGAACGUGGCAGCCGGUUUGAUUAUGAUUUGCAUCGAAAGUGAGUUUGAGAAUGUUGCAUCCGCCAACGGCAAAUUGGUUUUAAACAAUCGGACGACAGCGUGGCAAUGGAACAGCGGAAUAAGCACUUACAACACCGUCUGUUCCACGAUAGCCAUUCAAACUGUCUUGCUGGCCAUCACCGCAGUUCGCUGGAAAGAUAUUGCGCGAGUCCUCAAUCGAAUGGAGCGCAUAAAUCAAUUCAGCGUCAAAGAGUUUUCUCAUUUUCGUACCAUUUUUCGAUUAGGAUUGCUAGUCAUCAUUAUUAGCUGCUUGGCUGUAUGUUUCCUGUCGAUGUCUGCCUAUUUCAACACCGGCUUUCUUCUGUGGCAAAUGAUGUUCUAUUCGUUUCAACGAUCAUUUGUCAUUUUCAUUUGCUUGGCUGUUGUUUUGUUCAUUUGCUUUGGGUGGAUGGCCUCAACUAUGAUGCAACUACUCGGCAAAGAGAUGACGCAUUUCAUUUCGGAUCCCGAUGUGGAUAACGAUGCUAGAACUCAAUUCGAUGUCUUAAUAUCUAAAUGGAAUCGUCAUUACUUUACCAUUAUCGAUUUGGUUCAUCAAAUGAAUCGUUGCUUUGGUUGUUUGUUGCUGGUGAUGGUAGCCCCAACUUUUGUGCGCGUCAUCAACACUUCAUUUCAUCUGAUGAUCGACAUGAAAGACGGACGAUGGACGAUUGAAGUUACCACACAAUUAAUCGUCUUGUUUUUUAAUUUUGUCGGUUUCACCUUCAUGGCUAACAUCCCGCACAAAAUUCGCCAAGAGGCUGUUGAUUUAACCAAGAAAUUACGCAAACUCCACUUUGAAGAUUAUGAUCUUCAAAACCAGGUGAACGUCUUGAUGAUGGAAAUAUCAAAUUCCUUGCCAAAAAUUACAGCGGCUGGUUUCUUUGACGUCGAUCUUCAGCUUAUUCCAACGCUUAUUCGGAACAACAUUGACGUAUCUCAUCAUCCUCUUUCAAUUUCAAACGUCGGAGAAACGUUGAAUCAUUUAGGACAACCCAUUCCCUUCACAUUUACGUAUUUAAUCAAAUUGCUUUAGAAAGGCUUCGUAAAAGUCCCA
Molecule: messenger RNA, 1530 nt
Organism: Daphnia magna
Lineage: Eukaryota; Metazoa; Arthropoda; Branchiopoda; Diplostraca; Daphniidae
Exons: 5
Coding region: 253-1509 (418 amino acids)
Biological process (GO): sensory perception of taste
Cellular component (GO): axon; membrane; dendrite
Source: RefSeq, a predicted model, not a curated record